AUGGCUGGGCCGCAGCAAGGGCGACCGACGAGCAACGCUGACGACGACGCUGACGUCAACAACACUCAAAUCCUGUCGGAAAACUGUGUUCGGUAUUGCAUUUUCCUAAUCGACUCCAACGCCCAGAGUGACCAGAGAAGACAUCUCUCUCGUCUUGAAGACUUACGCAAAUCGGCCUUGGAGCUCACAAACCGCCUAACAGCGGACUACAUCUGGCAAAAGGGCUCUCUCACACUUGAUGUGGUUACCUCCGAAGGCCUAACCUUCCUACAAGGGACAACCGACUACGCAGACGCCAUCGAAGACGAAUGGUUGAUAGUCUACGUCCUCAGAGAACUCUCCAAAACCCACCCAACUGCCUGGGUGCGCGUGUUCGACGUAGAUGGAGAGUUCCUACUGAUAGAGGCAGCCAAUGUUCUUCCAAGAUGGCUGAGCCCAGAGACGGACUUCAAUCGCGUCUGGAUUAACAACGGCCGCCUUCGUAUCAUCCCGCAACCAUCUGAGUCAAGCUCAAAGUCAGUGCUACUGACGUUGCCGGACGCCGUGCGUAUCAUCAAAACUGCCGCCGACUCGCUGGUUCUCUCAGAUCUAAUCGAGGCUGAGGCAUUCUAUCGCCUCGAAAAGUACCCUGGUCAGAUUCAGAACUCUUUGCACCACUCUCUUGUCACAGUCCCUCGAAGACUGGCUCACGUUCUCCACCUGAGCCCCAAGGCUGUCGCUCCGGCUGUGGAAUCAUUCUAUCUUCGUGAUGCAUUGGACUUGAGGGCACUUUUGUCUCGAACCAGUGAUCUUCAAUUUCCUCCGAAAGAUCUUGUCACGCUAAGUGUGAAAUUCACCCGGGUGUUGUUUGCUCAGCUCAUAUCCCAGAGGUUCGAUCCUCCUGUCCCAUGGGCUGGUCUGAUUCAGCAAGCAAAGGGCACGGAACUAAAGCGCCUGGAAAUCGGCAUGAAACUCACGUGUGGAUUUGAAAUCAUGAUGAACAACAUUGGCAAAAUCGACAGUCGCCAUGCACGAGAGGCAGGUAUCAUUGUCGAGGAUCUCAAAGAGGAUGGGGACUCGGUGCUUCCUGGGGAUGAAGACAUUCGAACAUGGAAAGAUGCUUUUCGAGAAGACGACGAGACGUGGAUGGAUAUCAACUAUGAGGAUUUCGAAAAUGAGCUGUCGGGACGACGUAAGAAUGAAAAUUGCAGCCAGCCGAAGUCUGGAUUUGGGGAUGCUGCGACGCAGGCAGACCUGCGGAAGAUCGUUUCUCGGUUUGAGGCCUUUUUGAACGACGAAAGCGCAGGACUCGAUGGCGCCGAGGUUGACGAGAUGGACAUGGACGAUGAUGAUGACGAUGAUGAGAGCGACGGCGACGACGAAGAGGACAAGGCGGUCAGCUUUGACGAGGUAGAGUUCUCUCGAAUGAUGAGGGAGAUGAUGGGAUUGGCACCGGCCGAGCCUGGUACCACAUCAACGUCAAGUGAGUCGGCUGCAACAGCAAACAGGACCAUACAACCAGGGCUGGGAGAGCACACGGAGGAGGAACUCGACGAUGAAGAGCUCCAGAAGCUAGCUUCUCAGCUGGAAGCAGAGCUCAAUGCACACGGCGCUCUUAGGUUGAGCCAGCCGCGGAACAAGGUUUCUACGCUUGAGGACAAGGGCAAAGGCAAGGAGAAGGCCCCUGUUGGCUCGAGCAACAUGUCGGCGACGGCUGAACAUGUGGCUACCGACGACGAAGAUGAGGACGAUGGCGACAACGGAGAAGUUGACAUUGAUUACAACCUGGCGAAGAACCUUCUUGAAAGCUUCAAAGGACAAGCAGGCAUGCCAGGCCCUACUGGCAACAUCCUAGGCAUGAUGGGACUGCAGCUCCCGCGGGACGAGGACGACAACGACACUGGAAGCAAAGAGAAAUGA
Molecule: messenger RNA, 1899 nt
Organism: Colletotrichum higginsianum IMI 349063
Lineage: Eukaryota; Fungi; Ascomycota; Sordariomycetes; Glomerellales; Glomerellaceae
Product: Regulatory factor sgt1
Exons: 2
Coding region: 1-1899 (632 amino acids)
Cellular component (GO): nucleus
Source: RefSeq, a predicted model, not a curated record